This is a messenger RNA of Quercus lobata, 1068 nucleotides long. RefSeq lists its product as uncharacterized. Lineage: Eukaryota; Viridiplantae; Streptophyta; Magnoliopsida; Fagales; Fagaceae. The record is from RefSeq and is a predicted model, not a curated record. The coding region runs from base 1 to 1068 and encodes 355 amino acids. The transcript has a single exon.
AUGGACAAUACUGAAGACGCCGAAGUGUUAGGGUCUAUCCAUACCCAUGAGGAUGAAGGAUAUACUCACCGAAAUGAAGAUAUCCAAACCUACUUGGACGAGGCAACCGAAAUGGAUGAGACUCGAGAUGUGUAUGAGGAGUUCAUUGAUAACGAUGGACCAGUAGAGAAUCCAGAAUUGUUAGAUGAACUACAACCAGAAAAUAAUCUAAACCCUAACCCCGAAUGGUUCACGUCAAACACAUGGGAUGACAUUAAUGACCCAUCACCUUCCCUAGAAACAGGUCUGCUGAGUUGGCGACCGGGGGACGAACCGAGCAAGGGGAUGCUAUUCAAUAAUAAAGCUGCGGUUCAGCACGCGCUAACCAUGUUCUCCGUUGGGCUCAAUAAAAAAUUUAAGUACAUGAAGUCAGACCCCGAGAGACUGGUUGUAACAUGUGUAAACGAUGCAUGUCUAUGGUCAAUUCGAGCUAUCUACAGCAAAAGGCACAAGCUGUGGAUGAUCACAACAUCUAAGGGUCCCCACACUUGCUCGACACUCCAAGUGGAUCAUGAUGGAAGGAUGAUGGAUUCAAAGUUCAUUGCCAUCACACUUGAGUCAUACGUACGGGAAGACAUUUCAAGAACAGUAGCAACCCUACGUAGUGUUCUUCAUGCGAAGCACGGCCAUUGGGCGUCUCACUAUAAGGUUUGGGAUGCAAAACAGAAAGCCGUUGCAGCCAUCUACGGUGGUUUCGAUGAGUCAUAUGCAGAAUUGCCUCGGUUCCUGGCAGCGUUAAAAGAUGCAGAUCCAACCACAGUGACACAGUUGAAGUGCGACCACCGUAGUGUGCCGGGAACUUGCACAUUUAACUGUGCCUUUUGGGCUUUUGGUCCGUGUAUAGAAGGGUUCAAGUAUUGUAGGCCGGUGAUAAGCAUCGAUGCAACGCACCUCUAUGGCAAGUACAAGGGGAAGUUGUUGAUAGCAAUGGCAACGGAUGCUAACAACGAGGUUUAUCCACUCGCGUUUGCCGUUGUUGAGAGUGAGAGCAAGGAGACAUGGGGAUGGUUCUUGGCAUGCCUGAAAUGA